GUCUGCGUGUGUGUGUUUACGUGUAGGUGUGGCGAAGUUCUGAUGCACAAUGUACCAUACUGUCCGUAAGGACGUUUCUUCUUCUUGUGAGAUCUAGUCCCAUGAUUCUAAAAGAGAUUGAGAGACAAAAUGAUUCGCUUCUUGCUGCUGUUCAGCAAGCAGGGAAAGCUACGUCUGCAGAAAUGGUUCACACCAUUAACAGAUCGAGAGAAGAAGAAGGUGAUCCGGGACAUGAUGACGAUUGUGUUGGCCCGUACGCCGCGCUCGUGCAACUUCCUGCAGUGGAGAGACCUCAAGAUUGUCUAUAAAAGGUACGCCAGCCUGUAUUUCUGCACUGGUCUGGAGGAGCAAGAUAAUGAGCUGCUGAGCCUUGAGGUGCUGCACAGAUUUGUUGAACUGCUGGAUAAAUACUUUGGCAAUGUGUGUGAGCUGGACAUUAUUUUCAAUUUUGAAAAGGCGUAUUUUAUUUUGGAUGAAUUCUUGAUGGGAGGCGAAGUGCUAGAAACCUCCAAAGUGGCCGUGGGUGUCUCUCUGCAGGAGGCUGACGAACUCCAAGAGCAGACAAUGGAGGAAUAUAUGAGCAAACCUAUGUAUUGAGCCUAUGACAGACCUCUCCCACCUCAGGAUAUAAACCAAAACGUUUAAAUCUGUGCAAUAUUUUCACUUUUUCAUGAACCACAAAGUGCUUCUGUAAAUUAGCAUCCAAUAUUUUUUGCAAAAGCUUACAUUUCAAAAAAUUCUUCUUUUUGAAAGAAAUAAUUAUUAACAUACUAUAUUUACAAAAUGUACUCUGUUUUAUUUUGCUUCUUGAGAGGGAGGCUCUGGCUUCAAAUCUCAGCUCGGUCUUCUUUCUUGGAUUAUUUGAAGAUUAAGUUUUCCAUAGGUGCAAAAAUAAGUCUGAAUGGUUGUUUAUAUAUGGCUUGGAAUGGAUGUAAAUGGUUGGGUAGAUGCAUGUUAAAUUGAUUCUAAAAAAACAGAUAGCACUUUUAUUCGUGUAUGCAAGGACACCUAAUUAUAGUACAACUAAAUAUUGCAUUCAUAAUUGCCCUAAAAAUUUUACUACACUGUCUAUGAAUUGUUUCCAGUGUCUGUGCUAGUGGCUAAGAUUUUAUUUUUAUUUUAUUGUGGCAUUAUAUCUUAGCUUUCUAGAAAAAAAAUUCUCUAUAGCUUUUAUUCUUGUUUGCUGAUUUGAAAAAAAAUCUAUGUUGUCAAUGAGAGGAAAAAAAGAACACAACUCGGUAAGGAAAAAUAAAGUCAAUGCUUUAUUAACCUCAAA
Molecule: messenger RNA, 1276 nt
Organism: Syngnathus typhle (broad-nosed pipefish)
Lineage: Eukaryota; Metazoa; Chordata; Actinopteri; Syngnathiformes; Syngnathidae
Gene: ap1s3a
Product: adaptor related protein complex 1 subunit sigma 3a
Exons: 5
Coding region: 130-597 (155 amino acids)
Biological process (GO): intracellular protein transport; vesicle-mediated transport
Cellular component (GO): AP-1 adaptor complex; intracellular membrane-bounded organelle; membrane coat
Molecular function (GO): clathrin-cargo adaptor activity
Source: RefSeq, a predicted model, not a curated record